Molecule: messenger RNA, 885 nt
Organism: Neurospora tetrasperma FGSC 2508
Lineage: Eukaryota; Fungi; Ascomycota; Sordariomycetes; Sordariales; Sordariaceae
Exons: 6
Coding region: 1-885 (294 amino acids)
Biological process (GO): ceramide catabolic process; ceramide biosynthetic process
Cellular component (GO): endoplasmic reticulum membrane
Source: RefSeq, a predicted model, not a curated record
AUGUCGAUACUUCAGAUUCCUUAUCGGGAAGGCCGUGAUGGCUUCUGGGGAGAGCAAACAUCAACCUUGAACUGGUGUGAAGAGGAUUACAACAUCACAUACUAUUGCGCCGAGCUGGUCAACACAUUGACCAACUUAAUGUUUAUGUGGCUUGGAGUCAAGGGGUUACGCAAUGUCCUUGAGUUUAAGCAUUCGCCCAUUUUCAUCCUUGCCUAUGUUGGCUACCUGGUGGUUGGCCUCGGCUCCAUGGCGUUCCAUGCAACUCUUAAGUAUGAGAUGCAACUCGCCGAUGAGCUACCCAUGAUUUAUACCGUCUUUAUCAUGUGUUAUGCCACAUUCUCCUACAAGAGAUCCCCCAGGACCCAAUUACUGAUUGCCUCGAUCAUGGUUGGGCUUGGUAUCUUCAUCACUGUUUAUUAUCUUUAUGCGAAAAACCCAGUUUUCCAUCAGGUGGCAUUUGCCCUAAUCACCGCAACCACCAUCUUCCGCGGCUUCUACGUUAUGGAGUAUCAGUUGAGGCCGCAGCUUAGGGAGAGAAAUCCUACCGCGUGCAGCCGGAUUAUGCGCGAGAUGUGGACGUUGGCAUUGGUUUCCAUUAUCACCUUUGUCGGCGGUUUCCUUAUCUGGAACAUGGACAACAUCUUCUGCAGACAUCUCACCACCGCAAAGAACCAGCUGCAACUCCCUUGGUCGAUUGUACUUGAAGGUCAUGGAUGGUGGCAUAUCCUGACUGGCCUAGGUGCAUACGAAAUGAUUCUCUGGCGCAUCUGGCUGGUUCGUUGCCUCAGCGGCGAGGAGGAGAAAUUCAUGCUUGAUUGGCGGCCUUGGAGGUCUAUUCCUCAGGUCGUUCCCAGGACUCACAAGGGUGCAACCAAGAGCAGCUGA